GCCUCUGUUUUCGUGUCUGUACAGAUCUCUCUCUCUCUCCUCUCAAGAUUCCACUCUUUCUCUCUCUAGACAGUAAAAAAAACCUCAAAACCCUCUGUUCGAGAAUGGGGAUUUCUUACCAGCCAUCGUUUUCUCCAGAACCCCCAGGUUCUGCGAAGUUGCAUGUGAAAGUUUGGUGAGAAAGGGAAGAGAUCUGUGAUCGCUUUCAAAAUGUUGCCGUUCUUUUUUGGCCCUUUUCGUGGUCUCCUUCUCUCUUCUCCCUGUGGAUGAGAUUUACUAACCCAACUCCCCACUUUGCCUUUUUCGCUCCUCUUAAUCGAACUCUGAAGUUUUCUUGCCAUCUUUUCAUCGGAAAGCUCUCAUCUUUCGUGACUAAGAGGCAGAGUUUUGAGGUUUCGGCUUCUGGGUUUGCUCUUUGAUUCGCAGUUUCUGUAAACAUUUGGUUUCAAUUCGAAGCAGAUGAGCAGUUUUCUCGGGCGAUUGAGAAGCUUCCUUAAGCUCGCAGAGCGUGAAAAAUUCCAUUUCUGUUCAUAAGGGUUCUCGAAUUUCUCCGAUUUUCCGAUUAAUUUGAUAACUUUUUUGGAGCAGCUCUUCAGAUUCGUGUUGGGCAUAAUUGUCUGUUAGCUUCUGGCUCUUGAGGUAAGAUAUAAAGAGGUCAAUUUUGUGUUCUGUGGAUCCUGGGGAAUUAGGGUUACAGUCGAAGGAGUAAAAGUAUUGCAGAUUUGGAAAGGUUUUAGGAGGAUUCGAGCAGAGAUUUCCGGAGGAAAAUGAUAUACGAUUCGAUUCGGAUCCUUUAUAGAAACUCAUACAGGAUUCCGGGGGAGGAGGCAAGAGGGAGAGUGUGGUGAUAAUGACAAGGGCUGGUCGGAAUCGGAUUCUGAAGGAUUCAAAUGGAGACAUUGGCGAUCAUCUUCGAAACCACAUCCAUUUGACCAACUGCAUUCACUUGAAAAACCAUAUGCAUAAGCAGAGUCCGGCUUUGGCCGAUCGUGCUCUUAUGAGGGACCUCAUCGUUCUUCAGAGAUCGCGCUCGCUUAGGGAUCCCUCUGCAAGUCCUCCUGCUUGGCAUUCCCCUUCUGUCGUCGAUUUGCUUCCCAAGAAAGGGGACAGUAAGGAUUUGGGGAUCCGAGAGGGAAGAAGAUCCGUUGACCAGAGUGUCGGGAGGAAGUCCAGUCGUAGGUUGUCGGGUUUGGGCAGUUCUCCGCCUGUUGUGAACUUUGGAACAUCCAAAGUGACUCCCUCUGAAGAAGGGUUUGAUGGGACUGGCCCAGUUAACGAGCCGAGUAGCGAGAGUGGAGUUAGGGAAGGUAGUAGAAGAGUGAAGAGGGAGGAAUCGAGUAGGAAGAGUUACAGAGUUGAGGAUUCAUUGCUGAAAGAUCAGAACUUGAACGAUUUCCAUGGUGUUGCUGCUUCCGGGAACUCGGGAUCGAAGGAUAGAGGAAGCAAAACUAGUGGAAGGGUUAGUAGGCACGACCAUGGUCAAGUCAAGACUCUCUCGGACCAGUUGAACCAGGUUCGGGGUGACAGUGAUGAUGAUGAUGUCGUGGUCUCGUCGAAUGUUCGUCCACGUGUUAGAUAUGGAGGAGACGGGACUAAUCGUGGCUGCUCGGGUGGAGCAACUCGGUCUAAAAGGCGGAAAUUUCGAGGGACGAGGAGAGGUCGGAAUGCCAUUACCGACAAUGUGGGUAAGAGCGAGAUGUCUGUUGCUUCGAACCAACUGUCUCGAGGUUCAGGCCGGGAGAAGUACGAGAUGGAAAACGAGGAAGGAGAGGAAUAUGGAGAGCAGAAGAACAUGGCUAGGGCUCCUCAAAAGGGUUGCGGAAUUCCGUUUAAUUGGUCAAGGAUUCAUCACAGGGGGAAAACAUUUCUCGAUAUGGCUGGUCGGAGUUUCUCUUGUGGUAUGUCUGAUUCAAGAAUGAGGAAAGGUGAGUCCAAUGCCGAUAUGCCGAUGAUGCAUUCCGAUGACACGAGCUCCUUCACCAAGUCUGAUGCCGAUGAGGCUCUGCCUCUUCUUGUCGAUAGCGCUGAUAAUGACGGUUGGGUUCAUGACUAUUCGGGUGAGUUGGGGAUUUUCGCCGACAAUCUUCUCAAGAAAUACGAUUCCGACCUUUCUUCAGAAGCAAGGUCUGGCGAGCAAAGGAAAAACAGCCGUAGAAACGCUCGGCAGCACCACCAUAGUCUCACGCAAAAGUACAUGCCGAGAACCUUCCGGGAUCUCGUGGGACAGAAUCUGGUGGUACAAGCUCUUUCCAAUGCAGUUUCGAGGCGGAAGGUCGGCCUUUUAUAUGUAUUCCAUGGCCCACACGGGACGGGGAAGACUUCUUGUGCUCGGAUACUCGCUAAGGCUUUGAACUGUCAGUCUUCAGAACAUCCUAAGCCUUGCUGUUUCUGCAGUUCUUGUGUUUCCCAUGAUUCGGGUAAGAGCCGAAACAUUCGGGAAGUAGGUCCUGUCGGGAAUUUCGACUUCGAGGGUAUCAUGGAUUUGCUCGAUAAUAUGACAAUCUCCCAUCUACCUAUGCAGUACCGGGUUUUCAUAUUCGACGAUUGCGAUACCCUUUCACCCGAUUGCUGGAGUGCGGUCUCCAAAGUCGUGGACCGGGCUCCUCGAUCCGUGGUUUUUAUCCUCGUGUGUUCGAGUCUCGAUGUUUUGCCACACAUGAUCAUUUCAAGGUGCCAGAAAUUCUUUUUCCCCAAACUGAAGGAUGCCGAUAUUAUCAACACCUUGCAAUGGAUCGCAUCAAAGGAAGGCGUUGAGAUCGAGAAAGACGCUCUAAAACUCAUCGCUUCGAGAUCAGACGGGUCGUUAAGGGAUGCAGAGAUGACUCUCGAACAACUGAGUUUGCUCGGUCAGAGGAUCUCUGUCCCUUUGGUUCAAGAAUUGGCCGGACUCAUUUCCGACGAGAAAUUAGUGGAUCUUCUCGAUUUAGCUCUAUCCGCUGAUACAGUAAACACCGUGAAGAACCUCAGAAUAAUAAUGGAAACCGGUGUGGAACCCUUGGCUUUAAUGUCACAGCUUGCAACCAUCAUUACCGAUAUUCUCGCGGGUAGCUAUGAUUUCGCUAAAGAUCGACACAGAAGGAAAUUCUUCCGCCGACAGCCACUGUCGAAAGAAGAUAUGGAGAAACUGAGGCAAGCCCUGAAGACGUUAUCCGAAGCAGAAAAGCAACUUAGAGUGUCGAACGAUAAACCAACAUGGUUGACGGCUGCAUUGCUUCAGCUGGCUCCCGAUCCGCAGUACUUGCUACCUACUUCUCCUUCAGAUACUGGCCUUAACCGUAGUAGCCCGUUAGCCCUAGAUUUUAUGGGAAGGAGAGAGGCUUCUGAUCAUCGUCUGGGUCCAUCGGGUGACGCUACCGGGAAAAGUUUCGGUAUUGAUAGAAGACGAGACACGGGUUCUGGAGGGUUGGGACCGAUUCGUGAAUCUGUUGGCACCAAAGUUAGACAAAGUUCAGGCGGUAAAAACCGACCGGCGGUUGAAGAAAUUUGGUUAGAGGUCAUCGAGAAGAUUCAAGUUAACGGUUUGAGAGAGUUUCUUUACAAAGAAGGAAAGAUCGUCUCUGUCAGUCUCGGCGCAGCUCCUACAGUGCAAUUAACGUUCAGCUCGCCAUUGACGAAGUCAACUGCAGAGAAAUUCCGAGGCCAUAUCUUGCAGGCGUUCGAGGCGGUUCUUGGAUCUCCGGUCACAAUAGAGAUCAGGAACGAGGCGAGGAAAGAAUCGAGAACCAACGGGUCUGACCGGAAACCACUGAGCCUACCACCGCCGGUCAAAGAUGGCCAAGAUUUCAAGAGUGGAAGAAGCGAGAUCGUGGAAGUGGCCGAGUCACCGGGACAAGGCCGAAGCCAGAGGGAGAAUACACGGGUGGCGACCUCAUCGUGUGCGACGACGAGAGCGAGGAGGAGACACUUGGAAGCGAGCCAGAGCAUAGUGAGGGGGAAGGUGUCGCUGGCUAACGUGAUUCAGCGGGCCGAGGGGUGCACCCGACAGAACGGCGGCUGGUCUAAACGCAAUGCCAUGUCCAUCGCUGAGAAGCUCGAACAAGAGAAUCUGAGACUGGAACCAAGAUCGAGAAGCUUGCUGUGUUGGAAAGCUUCAAGAGCCACCCGUCGCAAGAUAUCGAGGUUGAAGGUGAGAAGAAGAAGAAGGGCACAGACAAAUGCGUUGAUGAAGCUGGUCUCAUGUGGACAAUGUCUGUCGACGAGUUCCACGGUUUCUAGAUGAAAGCUUCUCUGUCUGCAUCGCACUCACACGCUGCUUUUGUCUUUCAACAGAAUCGUAGUGUUAUAUAUAUAUGUCAUUGGUGUAGGUUCGAACUCUAUUCAUUUCUGGGUUUAGGCUUAAAUUAAAGCAAACCUUCUUCUCCACAAACAGAAGAUUGACCGAAUUUA
Molecule: messenger RNA, 4386 nt
Organism: Tarenaya hassleriana
Lineage: Eukaryota; Viridiplantae; Streptophyta; Magnoliopsida; Brassicales; Cleomaceae
Product: protein STICHEL-like 3
Exons: 6
Coding region: 851-4219 (1122 amino acids)
Biological process (GO): DNA-templated DNA replication; DNA repair
Cellular component (GO): DNA replication factor C complex; DNA polymerase III complex; nucleus
Molecular function (GO): DNA binding; DNA clamp loader activity; DNA-directed DNA polymerase activity
Source: RefSeq, a predicted model, not a curated record